AUGCAUGCAUGCAGGCAGCCAAUGGAAGGCCAGCUGAGCAAGUACACGAACGUAAUGAAGGGCUGGCAGUACAGGUGGUUCGUUCUCAAUCCAGAACUUGGAAGACUUGAAUACUUUGAGAAAGAAGAACACAAAAAACUGCAGAAGCCCAGUAGAGGAAAUGUCAUGCUGGCCGGCGCCGUCAUAUGUCCGUCUGACGAAGACUCCCAAACGUUCAUCGUCAACGCCGUCAAUGGCGAAGUUUACCGAUUGAAAGCCCUAGACGCCAGGGAGCGCCAGCACUGGGUCAACAGAUUGAGGGCCACAGCUGAGUACCACGGAGAUUUUAUGGUGAGUCUGAUUGGCUGGCUCGUUUUUAAAUUAUGUGGAUAG
Messenger RNA from Helobdella robusta, 372 nucleotides. RefSeq lists its product as hypothetical. Lineage: Eukaryota; Metazoa; Annelida; Clitellata; Rhynchobdellida; Glossiphoniidae. The coding region runs from base 1 to 372 and encodes 123 amino acids. The record is from RefSeq and is a predicted model, not a curated record. The transcript is spliced from 4 exons.